UUUACAUUUCACAUCCUUUGUUUAUUAGCAUUUCCAUUUUGAUUCAAACCAAACCAAAAUUAUCAUCAACAUUCCAAAAAAAAAAAGAUAGAAAAAAUGUGGAGAAAUUUAAACCAAAUAUUGAGAAAUGAAUCAAAAAAUCAUGUUAGAAGAGUGUCAUCGUCGUCUUCUUCUGCCGGAGUUGAUGGUGGAUUUCCGUCGCCGGCGAGUGGAACAAAAUCUAUAAAUUUGUAUACUGCCAUCAAUCAAGCACUUCAAAUAGCUUUAGAUUCUGAUCCUCGGUCUUAUAUAUUUGGGGAAGAUGUGGGUUUUGGUGGUGUGUUCCGUUGCACGACCGGAUUGGCUGAUCAAUUUGGUAAACACAGGGUUUUCAACACCCCUCUAUGCGAACAGGGUAUUGUUGGAUUUGGUAUUGGUCUAGCAGCAAUGGGGAAUCGAGCUAUAGCAGAAAUUCAAUUUGCAGAUUACAUUUUUCCUGCUUUUGAUCAGAUUGUCAAUGAAGCUGCUAAGUUCAGAUAUCGAAGUGGUAAUGAAUUUAACUGUGGAGGUUUAACAAUUAGAGCUCCUUAUGGGGCGGUCGGUCACGGUGGACAUUAUCAUUCACAAUCUCCUGAAGCAUUUUUUUGCCAUGUUCCUGGUAUCAAGGUGGUUAUCCCGCGAAGUCCAAAAGAAGCAAAAGGAUUGUUGUUAGCUAGUAUUCGCGAUCCCAAUCCUGUUGUGUUUUUCGAACCGAAGUGGCUAUACCGCCUAGCUGUGGAGGAAGUUCCAGAAGGGGAUUACACAUUGCCUCUAUCCGUGGCAGAGGUUAUUCGAGAAGGUAGUGAUAUCACCCUUGUUGGCUGGGGAGCUCAGCUCACUAUCAUGGAACAAGCUUGUAUUGAGGCUGAAAAGGAAGGAAUUUCUUGCGAACUUAUUGACCUAAGAACUCUAAUACCUUGGGAUAAAGAGACAGUAGAAGCCUCAGUGAGGAAAACAGGAAGGCUACUGAUUAGUCAUGAAGCUCCGGUUACAGGUGGAUUCGGGGCUGAGAUCUCUGCGUCAAUAGUCGAACGUUGUUUCUUAAGGUUGGAAGCACCUGUAGCUAGAGUUUGUGGGCUGGACACUCCAUUCCCUCUUGUUUUUGAACCCUUCUACAUGCCUACAAAAAACAAGAUACUUGAUGCAAUUAAAGAUACUGUGAACUUCUAGUAUACAUGCUUCUUCAAAUCAAUAUCUGAAUAUGGUGUUAUGAAGAAGUAGCAAAUAUGACGAUGUUGUAGAGGGAGGAUAUAUCAUAUAUAAUCUCUUUGAUUCGUGACCUGUUAAUUCGAAUAGUUGCUCUUACAUUUUAACCCUAUUAUGAAUGUCAUAGCAGUAAUGAAAAGAUGUAUAAUUGGAAAUCAAUGUUUAUUUUUUAAAAUUAAA
Messenger RNA from Erigeron canadensis, 1404 nucleotides. RefSeq names its product 2-oxoisovalerate dehydrogenase subunit beta 1, mitochondrial-like. Gene Ontology annotation, molecular function: catalytic activity. The transcript has 13 exons. NCBI's taxonomy places the organism in Eukaryota, Viridiplantae, Streptophyta, Magnoliopsida, Asterales, Asteraceae. The coding region runs from base 97 to 1188 and encodes 363 amino acids. The record is from RefSeq and is a predicted model, not a curated record. Gene Ontology annotation, biological process: branched-chain amino acid catabolic process; response to nutrient.